Molecule: messenger RNA, 3027 nt
Organism: Notodromas monacha
Lineage: Eukaryota; Metazoa; Arthropoda; Ostracoda; Podocopida; Cyprididae
Source: the annotation of a GenBank genome assembly
AUGAUGAGAGUUGGUAAAAGUGGUCAAGUGACUGUGACUGUGAUGUCAGCAGUUGUUUCCCUACUGCUAUCAUUAGUGCCCCAGUUGACGAGUUCAGACAUGAUGGAGGACUUGUUUGCAAACGCGACCUCACUCAUGGACAGUCUGGCUGCUGAGGCGCGCCGCACACAAGCUGGGCCAGUGGGUGAAGACAUUGUAGUUGUGGGCACAGGAACUGUUAACAUUGAUCCCAGAGAGUUUCUGCUCAGACAAUUUCCUCACUUGGCUAAAAGAUUGUUUGGCUCUGCCUUCACUAACUACACUAGCACCACUUCUACUACCACAACUACUGAAAAAUCUCUGGGGACAUCCAGCACAACCCAAAGCCCCCCAAUAACAACCUCCACAAGGAAGCUGAGUGAGUUGCUCACAACAGAGGCAAGUGUCAACCAUCAAGACAGUGGAGGUGGUGAAAGGAAUAAGUUUUCUAUGAUCAUCAAGGAUUUAAGUGAUGAUGGGAACAAGGGCCCAAGACCAGGAAGGAUAUCUUUACUGCCAUUUGGGUCUCCCUAUUUGCCAGAAUUCAGUAGUGGGGAGGAUGCCAGGAAGUCUGUUGUCAACAACAGCCACGAAUUCUCGACACCUCCGUCAUUGAGUUCCGGUUCCGGGUUCGUCACGUCAUCCACACCAUCGUCAUCAUCAUCAUCAUCAACAACAUCAUCAUCAUCAUCAUCAUCAGUGGAAGGAGAAAAAGAAGAAGAAGGAGAGUCACUGACUCGAGACGCGCUGGAUGGCGCUCCUUGCAACGUCACUGAAGUGGACUAUGAGACUUUGAAAGAUGGACUGGAAACUGGGGACUUGUUGAUGAUUGACAUUCGUCCGCGUCUGGAAGCUGAACUCACUGGCAUCAUCCCUGGGUCACUCAAUAUCCCAAGUGAGAAAGUGAGGGCUGAGUUGGAUGCUGAUGAGCUGCUAUUUGAAAGGAGGCAUAGAUACAGGAAACCACACCCCAAACUAGGACCAAAACUAGUACUGACUUCCAGGGAAGAAAGUAACCUAGUGAACGUGGUACGGCAGUUGCAGGCUGCCGGGUACGCUAACCUCAUGUUGUACCCGCGCGGGCUUGUGGACUGGAUCCUGCGGGGUGGGCGCACUGAACGGAUUUUCGAAUCAGAGUAUCAGUUCCAAAGCAGUGAAGAAGAUGAAGCACCAGUGCAGCCCCUGGAUCCUGAAGAAUUAUUUCUUGGUGAUGGUCAACAGGCUGCUGAGUCAAGGACUAUUUUCAGGGCCAUGGGGGCUGAGCAGGUUCAUGAGAAUGACUUGGACUAUCUGAGCUAUGAUGACCUCAAGUUUGCCCUGAAUCAAAGGGAAACCUUGUUGAUUGAUGUGAGAAGAAGGGAAGCCUUCAAGAGAGGUUCAAUUCCUGGAGCAGUGAAUCUUCCACUCCACAUGAUCACAUUUGAUGCUACCAUGACACCAUCAAGGUUCCACCAAAAGUACAACUUCAAUUUGCCAUCCAAACAUGCCCUGAGGAAUGUGAUAGUCUUUGGAAGAGACAGAUAUGAUGGCAUUGGAGCAGUAAAGAGGUUCAGAGUGGUUGGCUACAAAAUUUGCCAAGUCUACAAUGGCUAUGAUGACUGGAUGAAGAACUAUGCUGAGGAUGUUAGGAGAGGAACUCCUGGACUAGACCAUGCACAGGUGGCAUCAGGUGUUGGGUCAAGCCUGAAUUUUGUAUCAAGACCUCCAUCAGAAGGCUUCUCACCAGGUUAUGUUGCUACAACCCCAGAUCCCAAGAUAUCCUUUAGAAGUGCUGCUUCAGAUGGACCAGCUCCUCUCCUGCCAAACAAGCUUGGGAGAGAGGAUGUGCAAAUUCUGGUGCUUGGAGGAGAUCCUGAGAGACUGAGGAGAGCUGUGAGAAAUCUCAGGGACAUUGGCUACAGGUAUGUGUAUGUGCAUGUAGCUGAAGAAGCAUCAGAUGGCACCUGGAAACCCAUGACUGGUGACAGACUGCAAAAGUGUCUCACCUUGCCUACCAGGACAUCUGCUGGAAGCAACCAAAUCAAUGCUGGAAACAACUUCCAGAGAACAGCAACUUCUCUUGAAAAGUUUGAUUCACUCAACUUCCAGACUGCUCAUGAACACCAUCAGCAAAAGCUUGUGGAAAAGACUGCUCCAACAACUCCAGCAGCCCCAGCAAGUGAUAACAAACUAAAGGUUGUCAAGGAAGAGAUAUUUUUCAAAGAUUUGCUUGAAAAGAUGGAAAAAGGAGAGUAUAAGGUGUUUGAGUUCAGGAGUGAGGACUCUGUAAGGAAGGAUGGAAAAAUCCCAAAAUCAGCAGUUAUGAAGUUGUUUGAAAUCCCUGGGGUGGUGACCAUGCAAGACAAGGAAUUUGUGUCCAAGUUUGGCUUCAGGAAGCCAGCUCUAGAUGGCAGUGAUUUAGUUGUAAGCUGUGAUGAUCCACAAACAGGAAGAGAGGCCAUCAGGAGACUCAGACAAUUGGGUUAUUCAAGGGCUGCUCUUUUCUCUGGCUGUUUCCAGCAGUGGAAAUCCCUUGGUGGUCCUGUUCAGUACCCCACUCCUUCAAGGAUUUCACCAGGUGAACUGGCCUUGCAAGUCAGGAAGGGAGCCAUGAUCAUUGAUGUUGGGGAUUUGAAAUUGGAAGGAAGAGAUGCUUUCCCAAAAAGUAUCAACAUUCCAGACAGCAACAAGAUCAAUUCCAUGAUCAGUGAACUUAAGGGGGACCUUUACAUAGUGAAGAUUGCCAUCAACAACAUCAACCAUGAGCAGCAGGAAGACAAUUGCAACUUGGAUACUCUGGCAUUGGCCCUUGAGGACAACCUCACUGCCAUCACUCCAACAAACUACAGCAACAAGAUCAAUUCCAUGAUCAGUGAACUUAAGGGGGACCUUUACAUAGUGAAGAUUGCCAUCAACAACAUCAACCAUGAGCAGCAGGAAGACAAUUGCAACUUGGAUACUCUGGCAUUGGCCCUUGAGGACAACCUCACUGCCAUCACUCCAACAAACUGUUCUCCAAAUUUCCCUUAA